This is a messenger RNA of Ctenopharyngodon idella (grass carp), 2710 nucleotides long. RefSeq names its product SERPINE1 mRNA binding protein 1b (gene serbp1b). NCBI's taxonomy places the organism in Eukaryota, Metazoa, Chordata, Actinopteri, Cypriniformes, Xenocyprididae. Bases 124 to 1407 code for a protein of 427 amino acids. Gene Ontology annotation, molecular function: mRNA 3'-UTR binding. The record is from RefSeq and is a predicted model, not a curated record. Gene Ontology annotation, cellular component: cytoplasm; nucleus. The transcript is spliced from 9 exons.
GGAUAUUGAGAGCGCCGGAAGAGAAGCAGGUGUCUUCCUUGGCCAUCUUGUGGUUGUCCACCGUGAGCUGUUCGUUCGAAGCCUCGAAGAAUCGGAGGAGAAUCCCGUUGUUGGGGCGCCAUCAUGCCCGGGCAUCUGCAAGAAGGCUUCGGCUGCGUCGUUACCAAUCGGUUCGACCAGCUAUUGGAUGACGAAUCCGACCCGUUCGAGAUAUUAAAGGCGGCCGAAAACAAGAAGAAAGAUGCGGCCGCGUCGGGCGGCUCGAAGACGGCAGCUCAAGCCGCUAAACAGCCGAAGAAAGAGUCCCAGAAAGACAGGAAAAAUACAACGCAGGACAAGAAAGAAGACAUCCAGGCCCCUGUGCCACUUAAGAAGGAGGGAAUAAGGAGGGUUGGUCGGAGGCCGGAGCAGCAGGGUCAGGCCAGUUCCCAACACCAAGGAGGUCAAGGAGAGGGUCGGCCUGGCGACAGGCGGCCAGACAGACGACCUCCUCGUGAGCGCCGCUUUGAUAAACCAGCUGAUGAUAAGCCAGAGGGUGGCGAGUUCUCUGCAGACAACUCAAGAUUGCCAAUUGGGGAGAAACCAUCUCGAGGACGUGGAGGAGGAGGACGUGGGAGCAGAGGUGGCCGUGGACGAGGCAUAGGACGUGGAGAUGGUUUUGAUUCCCGGGGCAAACGUGACUUCGAUAGACACAGCGGCAAUGACAAAUCUCGACAGAAAGGAGAGGAGAAGCGCGGUGGGAGUGGCCCACACAACUGGGGCAAUGUGAAGGAAGAAGCCAGUGAGCUUGAUCAGUCCGCAGCCCCUGAGCCUGUUCCUGAAGGGGAAGAGCACGUCCCUGUCGACUCCGAAAACAAGGAGAAUGAAGUAGAGGAGGUGAAGGAUGAAGGUCCUAAGGAAAUGACACUGGAUGAAUGGAAGGCCAUGCAAGACAAAGAACGGUCCAAAGUUGAAUUCAACAUCCGCAAGCCCAACGAAGGUAACGACAGUCAGUGGAAGAAGGGCUAUGUACUGCACAAGUCAAAGAGUGAGGAAGUUGGCACGCGGCAUGCUGGAUCUGUGAUUGAAGCUGGAGAUGUUGAUCCUGACUCAUUCCACAAGGCCGAAGAAGGUGGAGAUCACCACUUCCGUAAGCCAGCCAAUGACAUCACCUCCCAGCUGGAGAUAAACUUCGGAGAUUUGGGUCGGCCAGGACGUGGUCGUGGAGGUUCUCGUGGAGGCCGUGGCGGUCGUGGUGGUGGUGGUGGUGGUGGUGGUGGUGGCGGCGGCGGCGGCGGCGGCGGAGGGGGUGGCGGCGGUGGCGGUGGCGGUGGACGGCCAAGCCGAGGUGGAGGCAGAUCUGAGAAGGGUGGAGGUGUCUCUGUUCCCAAUGUGGAUGACCCCGAGGCUUUUCCGGCCCUGGCUUAAACCUCAGCUCCACCACCUAACCUUCCUCCAGGCUCCCCUCCUCUUUGACGCUUGCAUGCUUAUGGAUCGUUCGACCAUACAAAACCGGAAAAUAGAAAUACAUGAGACUGUCAUCCAUACAUAUACUGAGAACUGACUUUUACCUGCGGAAAAACACAAAAAGGACUUCUUGUUACACUGAAGCAAAUUAUGGGUAGAGGUUUUGUAUUUAGAGACAUGAUAGCAGGGAUGUUCAUACAGUAUUUUUUCCCUUUUUUUUCCAGAGAUUAUGCAUUCGCCAUAAAUAUUUUUUUAUUGCUGCUUGAAUGUAUGCAUUUUCAAGAUAGAAGUUGAAGUGUGUUGUGAACGCUUAAGCUUCCCUCUGGACACUGCGGUGUCUGCGUGUAAUUGAGUACACUCUCAAUGGCUCUACCAAAAGCAGAAAGUUUUUUUUUUUGUUUGUUUGUUUGUUUUCCUCUUUCUCUCCACCAAGUGAGAAUACAAGACUUGUAGUGAUGAUUUUACUAUUAACAUAUACAUGAUUAAUGUAUAUUGACUAUUUUAAAUGUUUUGAAAGAAAGCUCCAAGGUCAAGCUACCCUCCUGUUAAUUGGAUUUUUUUUUUUUCUUGACCGGUAGCAAGAAGCAAAUGCGUCGUCUUGAUCUUGCUUUGGUGUUUUGUCGUCCUCUGCUGGACCUGUGAUAUUAGUAUGCAUAGUUGUCUUUGUUCCUCAGAGAGAUUUCUUCCUCAUCUUGUUAAAUCACCCAGGGCUCAAUGUAGAUCCAGGCUGGUCCUUAAAUCAUACAAGAUUCAUCCAUUUAGGACCACUUUCAGAACUGUAUACAUAAGUGAUUUGUUGUGCGUGUGUAUGAGAGAAAGAUAACCUGUUUUAAAAAUUCAUCUGCCAUAAGUUUAUUUUCCUGAGCUUGGAUGGUAAGUUUCAGCAAGUCAUGUUCUUAACAUGAAGUUUUAUUGACUUUUUAGUGAGUUUUCUUUAGCUAAGGUUGUUGACAUAUCUUGCACUUAGAUUUAUGGUGAUGUUUGAAAUAUAGCUACUAAGCACGUGGUCUAUUUGCAUCAGUACCAUUUGUUUUAUUUUUAUUCCUUCUGUGAUCUUUGCUGUGUUUUUAUUUUUAAUUAUUACUAUGAUGGCACUACUGCUUGCAUUUUCUGAAAAAUGUCUAAUUCAGGGUGGGACAACAGUGUGCUGCAAAAGAAAAGUUGGAACCAGCUUCUUAUGUAUGUGAAAUAGCAAGACCUCAAAGUGUGAUGGCCGAUGUACUCUGUAUUCAUAGGAGGGACAAUAAAAUGGAAGACGACACUA